Molecule: messenger RNA, 1010 nt
Organism: Entelurus aequoreus (snake pipefish)
Lineage: Eukaryota; Metazoa; Chordata; Actinopteri; Syngnathiformes; Syngnathidae
Product: sterol O-acyltransferase 1-like
Exons: 5
Coding region: 3-572 (189 amino acids)
Biological process (GO): cholesterol metabolic process; cholesterol efflux
Cellular component (GO): endoplasmic reticulum membrane
Molecular function (GO): cholesterol binding; fatty-acyl-CoA binding; cholesterol O-acyltransferase activity
Source: RefSeq, a predicted model, not a curated record
UCAUGCUGCUGCUCUUGUGCUUCUUCGCCUUCCUCCACUGCUGGCUCAACCUCUUCGGGGAGCUUCUUCGCUUCGCUGACAGAAUGUUCUACAAGGACUGGUGGAACUCGACAUCUUUUACCAACUACUAUCGCACCUGGAAUGUUGUGGUGCACGACUGGCUCUAUUACUACGGCUACAGGGACUUCCUCUGGCUGUCAAAAAGAAAAUUCCGCACAGCCGCCAUGUUGUCCGUCUUUGUGGUGUCUGCCAUUGUGCACGAGUACGCCUUGGCUAUGGGCUUUGGCUUCUUCUACCCUGUCAUGUUCUUCCUCUUUGCCAUCUUUGGAGUGGUGUUCAACUUUACCAUGAACGACAAGCGACAGAACCCCGUGUUCAACAUCAUCAUGUGGGCGUGUCUCUUCCUGGGUCAAGGUGUGCAGGUGUGCCUCUACUGUCAGGAGUGGUAUGCCCAGAUACGAUGUCCUCGCACCGGGUCACGUCCGUUGUGUCCUUGGGCAAGACACUUCACCCUUGCUCCUGAUGGCUGCUGGUUAGCGCCUUGCAUGGCAGCUCCCUCCAUCAGUGUGUGAAUGUGUGUGUGAAUGGGUGAAUGUGGAAAUAGUGUCAAAGCGCUUUGAGUACCUUGAAGGUAGAAAAGCGCUAUACAAGUAUAACCCAUUUAUCAUUUAUUGUUGCAGUGCUUGGAUUUAGAAUAUUUUCUUCCCAUAGAAAACAAUGUCAAUGAAUGAAUCUGUUCCAGGGUGAAACAGUCACCAUCAUAGUAUUCAUGUUUCAAGCAACAUUCAAGUGUAAAAAGAAGUUAAGCACUGUGCAUAUGAAGACAUGUAAACAACAAAACAUUACACUUAAGAAUAAGUCAACCUUGACUGUUCCUGGAGGUCAGUCCCUUCACAUGUGUCAUUAUUGUCACUUAAACGGUAUUGUACUUAGCAGUCAGGACAAUAUAUACUAUCAUUAGUAGGGGUGCACACAAAACAAUCAUUUUGCAUCCGAAUUGCCGUUCUUAU